UGCUGCUCCGGGAGAGGUCACUGCGGAGACUGUAGGUUUUUGGGGAGUGGGGUCUGUGGCACUAUGUGGCGCCUGUGUGCGCGACGGGCCCAGAAUGUAGCCCCGAGGGCAGGCCUCGGGGGUCGAUGGACGGCCUUACGGGAGGCACCCGGAGCCCCGCGCGCGAGCCCGCGGUCUGGCGCCCCUCCGGUUCGUUGCCUCAGCGCGACCACUGGGCAUGGCGGGGUCGGGUCACUAUGCCGGUGGAGCUCCAGAUCUGGCGCCCCACCGCGGAACCAUUUCCUGUUGCGGCUGUUGGGAUCGUCCAGCCGUCGCUGUUAUAGUCUCCCCCCUCAUCAGAAGGUUCCAUUGCCUUCUCUUUCCCCCACAAUGCAGGCAGGCACCAUAGCGCGGUGGGAAAAAAAAGAAGGGGAAAAAAUCAAUGAGGGUGAUCUAAUUGCAGAGGUUGAAACAGACAAAGCCACUGUUGGAUUUGAGAGCCUGGAGGAAUGUUAUAUGGCAAAGAUACUUGUUGCCGAAGGUACCAGAGAUGUUCCAGUUGGAGCCAUCAUCUGUGUCACAGUUGGAAAGCCGGAGGAUAUUGAGGCCUUUAAAAAUUAUACAUUGGAUUCCUCAGCAGCACCUACCCCACAAGCAGCCCCAGCACCGACUCCAGCUGCUGCUGCUUCACCUCCACCUUCUGCUCAGGCUCCUGGUAGCUCAUAUCCUACUCACAUGCAGGUGCUUCUUCCUGCCCUCUCUCCCACCAUGACCAUGGGCACAGUUCAGAGAUGGGAAAAAAAAGUGGGUGAGAAGCUAAGUGAAGGAGACUUACUGGCAGAGAUAGAAACUGACAAGGCCACUAUAGGUUUUGAAGUACAAGAAGAAGGUUAUCUGGCAAAAAUCCUCGUCCCUGAAGGCACAAGAGAUGUCCCUCUAGGAACCCCACUUUGUAUCAUUGUAGAAAAAGAGGCAGAUAUAGGAGCAUUCGCUGAUUAUAGACCAACUGGAAUAACUGAUUUAAAACCACAAGCACCACCACCUACCCCACCCCUGGUGGCCACUGUUGCAACUCCCCAGCCUUCAGCCCCUACAUCCUCAGCCACUUUUGCUGGACCAGCUACCCCUGCUGGAUCAAAGGGAAGGGUAUUUGUAAGCCCUCUUGCAAAGAAAUUGGCAGCAGAGAAAGGAAUUGACCUUACACAAGUAAAAGGAACGGGACCAGAUGGCAGAAUCAUCAAGAAGGAUAUUGACUCUUUUGUGCCUACUAAAGCUGCUCCUGCCCCAGCCGCUGCUGUGCCUCCCCCAAGUCCAGGAGUAGCACCAGUUCCUACAGGUGUCUUCACAGAUAUCCCAAUCAGCAACAUUCGCCGAGUUAUUGCACAGAGGUUAAUGCAGUCGAAGCAAACCAUACCUCAUUAUUACCUUUCUAUUGAUGUAAAUAUGGGAGAAGUCUUGUUGGUACGGAAAGAACUUAAUAAGAUGUUAGAAGAGAAAACCAAAAUUUCUGUCAAUGACUUCAUUAUAAAAGCUUCAGCUUUGGCAUGUUUAAAAGUUCCUGAAGCAAAUUCUUCCUGGAUGGACACAGUUAUAAGGCAGUAAGUAUAACUGGAGAAAGUAUACAUCCAUCAGCAGCUCUGUUAUGUCACUAACUAGGAGUUGGAGGGGGGGAUGACAUUCGUAGAUGAAGCAAUUUGAAAACAACACAAAACCACUUAUGAGAUAGUGCCAAAUUUAACUAGCAAAGGCUACAUAUUCUUUGUAUGAGUUCAAUAAAGAAUACAAAAAUAUGUCUUAAUGAAGCUGAUAAUAACGCUCACAAAAUAAUGUUAAAUGGAUAAUUUUUGUUCACCAGUGAGUUCUACCACACUUCA
Molecule: messenger RNA, 1853 nt
Organism: Castor canadensis (American beaver)
Lineage: Eukaryota; Metazoa; Chordata; Mammalia; Rodentia; Castoridae
Source: RefSeq, a predicted model, not a curated record